Molecule: messenger RNA, 3819 nt
Organism: Lemur catta (Ring-tailed lemur)
Lineage: Eukaryota; Metazoa; Chordata; Mammalia; Primates; Lemuridae
Gene: PROSER3
Product: proline and serine rich 3
Exons: 10
Coding region: 224-2542 (772 amino acids)
Source: RefSeq, a predicted model, not a curated record
CCGAAUCACCUGGGACGCUAGGAAAGAUACGGAGGUCUAGCCCCGCUUCCAGAUAUUCUGAUUCUGUUGGUCUGCGGUGGGAGCCACGCACCUGUAACUUUAAAAUACCCCUCCUAGACUGGAUUCAGGGUUGAGAAUCACCGGCUACCAGUUCCUGGGUUCUCCACUGUUAAGACUGCUCCAACAGCUCACGGGAAUCACAUUUCCACCACCAUUGUCUUGAAUGUGCAGCGGGGGCUUCAUGGGGAGCCACGGGAAUUGUCUGAUUCUGCCCUCCUUUCCUGUCCCCUUCCCCAGGGUUGUAGUGAUCAUGCUCUGCCUGCCCGCCCCGUUUUCCCCUUGCAGCCUGCCAGUUUUCUCCAUCCCAGACAGUCCCUUUGGAGAUGCUCCCCUGGGUGGAAGCCACAGCUGGUGCUCCAAGACCCUGAGCCCAUCUAGGUCCCAGAGAUCCAGGCUCCCACAAGCUCCCAAGGCUCUAGCUGCAGAUCCUAACUCCCCUGAGCUGUUUGAGGAGUCCUGGCCAUCCAGUUCAGGGACCCCUUCCCCACCCAGUACCACUGAAGGACACAUGGGGGCCUCCCCACAACCCACUCUGAUUGACAGCGGGGACUCCGUGGUGGCCAAGUACAUAAACAGGUUCCGCCAGGCUCAGCCCACCAGCCGAGAGGAACGUCAGCCUGCAGGCCCAACUCUAGCUGACUUCUGGUGGCUGCGGCCUGAGUCUCCAGACCCCAGCAGUCAACUUGCAGCAGCAGAAGCCAAGGAACCAGAAGGAAGACACCGUACAGCAGUCCCAAAUCCUGCCAAGAUGGCCAGUGUAUCUGAGGCUGUAGCUCCCCUUCAGGAAAUAAAGCAGAAGCUCAACACGUGGAACUCAUCUCUGCUGGACCUGGAGACGCUGAGCCUACAGAGCAGAGCUGCCAGGCUGCUGAAACGCAGCAAGGCCUCCAUCUCCUCCUCCUCCCUCAGCCCCAGCGACGCCAGCACCUCUUCAUUCCCCGUCAGCUCAGAUGGCCUCUCUCCUUUCUCCAAGAGCUUCACCCCUGACUCUGGCAAGGGCUCUGGCUCCACGGCACCUGCAGCCCCGGCCCCAGCCCCGGCCCCCACCCCUGCUCCAGCCCCAGCCUCCUCCCGGGCACCCCUUCGGCCAGAGGAUGACAUCCUCUACCAGUGGCGGCAGCGGCGGAAGCUUGAACAGGCUCGAGCAGGCGAGGGUGAUGGAAGCUGGGUGCCAUCCCGGACCCCUGCCCUCGCCACUCGGACUUCCUAUGCCCCUGUGGAGACCCUUGGUUCUCUGGGAACUCAGCCGAACUGCGUCCCACUGUGGGGCGGUGUAGCCCGGCCUGGUCCCCCAGAGGCCUUCUACAUGGAGAGGCCUCCUUUCCCCCCAGUGUCUUCUCCAUACUUCUGGGCUCCCAGCCCCCACGGAUUCUUCUGGACCCCACAGUCCAGUCCCUGGGAAUCUCUUGGGGCUGUAUCUCCCACACAGCCAGCCUCCACCCCGGCUCUCUCGGCCUCCGCCCCGGCGCCCCCGGCCUCCACCCCGGCGCCCCCCGCCUCCGCCUCACCUCCCUUGGCCUCUAUCCUCACACCCCCUGCCGCCCUCCAGGGCCCACCCACCCCUGAGCCAAGCAGCUCUGCCCAGCCCAAGGGACUGGUCCCCAAGCCUCGGAGGGCCUGGCCAGAGGCUGCUGAGCAAGUCGCCACAGCUGGUGACAGGCCUGGCCCGCAGCUCAGGGGCGCUCUGGGCCAGGUAGUGACAGCUCGGCUGUUCCCUGACAGCCUGGAAGACACGCCCCCUCGCCUGGAGGGCCCACUUCUACCUAAGGCUAAACCUCAGAGAGCCAAGGCCAUACACCCCCAAACUAAUGUUAUGCCUCCUCGAUCAGAGGUCAUGCCCCCUCUAUCUGAAUCACAGUGUCACUCUAAAGCCAAGGCUGUGUCACCCCCAGCGGUGUCAGUGCUUUGGAAGAGUAAAGGCACUCCUUCCCCUGAAGCCAGGUAUCUGCAGCCCAAGGCCCCACCCCACCAAGCUGAGGAGGCGUCCACAGUGACUAAGGCCACGCCCCCUCAAGCUGAGAAGGCGUCCACAGUGACUAAGGCCACGCCCCCUCAAGCUGAGAAGGCGUCCACAGUGACUAAGGCCACGCCCCCUCAAGCUGAGGAGGCGUCCACAGUGACUAAGGCUACGCCCCCUCAAGCUGAGGAGGCGUCCACGGUGGCUAAGGCCACGCCCUUGCCUGCUGCUGGCCACGCCCCCUCGGAGGAUUUGCUGUCCCAGGCCACCCGACUUCUGGAGGCUGCUGAAGACUCUGAUGGCAGUGAGUUCCAGGACGACCCUGUGCUGCAGGUGCUAAGGGCCCAGAGGGCAGAGCUGCGUCAGGAGAAAAGGAAAGUGGAUGCCCGAUUAUCCUUCCUGUUGAACCCUGUGGAAGACCCGGGAUCUCGGUCCCCUUCAGCCAGGUCACCCCCUAGGUCCCCAAGGAGGCUGCUGCAAAGGGAAGGAGCCUCCCUUGAGGCCAGACGACUUUCAACUGUAUAAACUCUCUUUUAUCCGAUGAAACAUUUUUUUCAGGUUACAGGUUAUCUCUGAGAAAAGGUCUGUUCUGGAAAGGCCAAGGGUCAUGCCAAUUUAAGGAAUUCCUCCCCUCCCCCCUGUGGCUCUUUCCUGACCACUGAAGAAAAAUUUCUUUUCUGAUCUCAUCCUCCUUGGGGGCGGGGAGAGUUAAGGGUUCCAGGCAAGACUUCAAGCAAGACUAGGACUCACCUUCCCUGACUCUGAACUCUGGAAUCCUGUCUCAGAUGGGACCAAAGGAACUGUCCUCUGGGCCUGAAGCUACUAGAAUCAUCAGAGUGUGAGACAAUGGUCAGUCCACAUCCUAUUUGUGCCAGCAGUAACAUUUGGUGCAGGUGAUCUGUCUCUCUUUGAAGCACUUUCUUCUCCUGCUUCCAGAACACCUCUCCCUACCUCUUUGGUGAUUGCCCCAGCAUGUCAACUGUCACCUAUGCCAAGGCCCUGGUUUUGACUUCUCUAUCUACACACACGCCCAGGUGCUCUUGUCUGUCUUAAUGACUCUGAAUCUUAUCUCUCUUCUGAUAGAGCCCAAAUUUCUAUCUCUAGCCUAGACCUGGCCAUUAAACCUUGGGCUCCCACAUGAUCACCAUCUCCACCCAAAAGUCUAAGAGAUGUACCAAAUUCUAUAGGUCCUAAACUGAGCUCCCAAUCUUCCCCACUAAACUUUCUCCUCCCCACUUUCUUCAGCUCCAUCCUUUGCUGCUCAGCCAAAAGCCUUAGGGUUGUCUUUGACUUCUGUCUUCCCUCCCACCCACAGUCAGUUGACCAGUGAAUCCUGCUGUCUCUACCUUUACAUCUGUCCAGAAUUCAACUCUUUCUCCCACCUCCACUGCCCUCACCUUGGUCUAGGCUAUCACCACCUCCCAUCUGGACUAUUGAAAAAUUCACUGUUUCUAUAAACGUAUCUGCAUACUCUUUAAUACCAUCAAAAGGAAGAGGCUAUGUCCUUUCCUCUUGAAACUGGGCCCCUCAGCAAAUAGAAUGCAGAAGACAUUGUACAGCGUAAUUUCCGAAGUUCAGUUAGAAAAGAUGAUACAGUCUAUCUGGUUUCCUCUCUCUCUCUCUCUCUCUCUCUCUCUCUCUCUCUCUCUGACACUUGCUUUAGAGUCUAUGCAAAAAAAGAAAAGCAGUUGCCAUGCUGGGGAGGGGUUUGGGUUACAAAGGUAUAUUGAUUUAUCAAACUCAGUGAAAUUUGUAUGUAAGGUUUACCUCAAAAGAGAAAUAAAUAUUGAACUCUAAUUAAA